AUGCCCGCUAGCACCACAGUACCACUCCAGCCUUCCCGCAAGAGGAAGGCCACCCAGAUCGAACCUACAUCCUCUCUUUCCUCGUCCGCUUUAGCCGGUCCCUCCUCGUCGAGUAUCGACAACGAUCCCUUCCUUAGCGACACAUCUACCUCAAACCCCACAACCACCCGCAACUCUACUAUCCGAAAGAAGACUACACAGGAGACGAAGCAGAGAGACUACACCCGCUGGGACCAGCUGCUCACUCCUGACGGCAAAACCAACGCUGAGACGAUCCUCGUUCGAUGGUUGUCGACAGGCGAGAACUAUACGAAGUGGAAGUUUAACAAGGAAGCUGCGGGAGUCAAAAUCGUCGAAGAGCUACAAAGGAAUGGAAUCGAAUUUACUAAGUCGUUGGCCAACAUCUCUGACAAGGUGCGCAACCUUGUAGAUAACUGGCGUAAGGCCGACAAACAGAUGAAGCAGACUGGGAACGGGUUGACGAAUUCGGAUAUCGAGGAUGACGAGUCGCUUGAGGAGGAAGUCAGGGUUGAGCGAAGUGCGAAAAGGCAGAAGAGAGCCACGCUUGAAGCUGUCUUUGCCAAGAAACACCCAUACUACGAAGACCUGAAAGCUGUUCUCGGGAGCAGGACUGUCGACAGUCCUGUUACCCUCAUCGACUCCACCAAGCCAGCAGCACGCGAAUACCUUUCUCCCACUCCUCAAUCUUCACCCACCAAACCUGCCACCGUCUCCGCACCUAUCCGCCAGUCGAAUUACGAAGCGUGGCAGGUCGACGAUGCCAGCCAUGACUUCGAGAAUGAUGCAGCCUAUCGAAGGCUCAUGGACGACGACGAUUAUCCGGAAGACGAGAUCCCUCAGUUCGGAAACCUUCUACCCCAAACUCCUAGCCGCCAAACAUCUAAGGCGGCACUCCAACCUUCCCCUAGCGACUCCCUCCAAUCCAACACCACCACCGCUUCGUCAAAGAGAGGAAAAACCUCGGCGGCCAGUCGCCCACACUCUGUGACUCCCUCUCCUGCUGGACCCGACAAGCGCCGUGCAGACAAGCACAGCGAGCUGGCUCAAAUUGCCGAAGUAUGGGCGCAGAGUACCCAGCUCGAAGCAGAGGCACAGCAAAAGAAUGCGGCGUUUGAGCAGGCGAAGUGGGAAGAUCAGAAGAGGUUGGACGACAGGCGACUGCGAUUGGAGGAGGAACGAUGGGCUCAGCAGAAGGAAGAACAAGAGAUGGAGCGCAAUCAGAAGAAGCUAGCCCAAGAGGAACAGCUCUUGAAUGCCCGUACUGCUGCGUUCAAGACGUUCAAGGACGCAGGUAUGGAUGUCGGCGCUGCUAUGAAAGCGGCUGGUCUCGCCAAAGGCGUAUCUACGAUCUUCGGCAAAUUUCUUUAUGAACGCUCUUCUGGAGUCCCCAUCCUCUCGGCCAUUAUUCUCUUCAUCUACUCAUCCCAGAAAUCGUCCGUGCUGUUCUCGGUCAGAUAG
Filobasidium floriforme is the source of this 1479-nucleotide messenger RNA. RefSeq lists its product as uncharacterized. The transcript has 5 exons. The record is from RefSeq and is a predicted model, not a curated record. Bases 1 to 1479 code for a protein of 492 amino acids. Lineage: Eukaryota; Fungi; Basidiomycota; Tremellomycetes; Filobasidiales; Filobasidiaceae.